Molecule: messenger RNA, 1449 nt
Organism: Aricia agestis (brown argus)
Lineage: Eukaryota; Metazoa; Arthropoda; Insecta; Lepidoptera; Lycaenidae
Gene: CLIP3
Product: venom protease-like
Exons: 8
Coding region: 7-1176 (389 amino acids)
Biological process (GO): proteolysis
Molecular function (GO): serine-type endopeptidase activity
Source: RefSeq, a predicted model, not a curated record
UUCACCAUGCGGGCUUGUGUGUUGCUGUUGUGUGUUUUGGCUGUUAGGGGGGAAGAGUCUCCCCUGACGAAGGAGCUGCUGGACCCGGAGUGGCAGCAGCUGGUGGAAGCCGGCGGGAUGAGUCUAGGCCACGGACGAGUCAAGAGGUUCGUUGAGCUCAGCAACUCCGAGCCCAACAUCCCGCACCAAGCGUGCCUGCUGCCCAACGGCAAGGCGGGCCACUGCCGGCACCUCCACUACUGCGUGCAGGACGACUUCAAAAACGACUUCACCAAAUUCAUGGACUACCUCUGCAUCAUCAAGCAUUCAUCAAUUGGCGUGUGCUGCCCCGACGGCAUGGGCGGCGCGGCGGACACCGCGGUGGCCGGAGACCUGCCCGCCACGGCGCCUCGCGAUGAAAACGAGAUCACCUUCAAGAUCAGCCGAGCGGAGACAAGAGGUUGCGGCCUCAGCACGCGGGCGACCUCGCGUGUGGUGGGUUCCCGGCCGGCCAACCCUCGCGAGUGGCCGUGGAUCGCGUCCGUGACACCUCCCGGUUACGACCAGUACUGCGGAGGAGCCCUCAUCACAGAUAGACAUGUGCUCACCGCCGCACAUUGCACCAGGAGGUGGAAAGCGGAAGAGCUGUCUGUCCGUCUCGGAGAGUACGACUUGCAGCGCACCAACGAUUCGCGCACAUACAACUUCAAGGUCAUCGAGAUCCGCCAACACGAGUUGUACGAAGUGCCCAACUACCACCACGACAUCGCGAUAUUAAAGCUGCAUCGCGCGGCGGUCUUCAACACUUACGUCUGGCCGAUAUGUCUGCCACCAGUCGGGUUGGAGUAUACGGAUGAGAUUGGCGUCGUUAUUGGUUGGGGAACCCAGUGGUACGGCGGGCCGAUCAGCGACGUGCUGAUGGAGGUGUCAGUCCCGGUGUGGGACCACCAGAAGUGUGUGGAGUCCUUCGUCGACUCCGUAUUCAACGAGACCAUCUGCGCCGGCGGGAGAGAGGGUGGGAAAGACGCUUGUCAGGGUGACAGCGGCGGUCCCCUCAUGUACCAGAUGUCCAGCGGUCGGUGGGUGAUCAUUGGGGUGGUGUCGUGGGGGGUGCGGUGCGGGGAACCUGACCACCCCGGCCUGUAUACCCGGGUCGACAGAUACCUGGAGUGGAUACUGCAGAACGCACAGUUCUAGAUGUGGAUUCUGUAGCGUGGAUACUGUUGUGUUUGGAUACUGCAGAGUUCGGAUACUGCAGUGUUUGGAUACUGUAGUGUUUGGAUACUGUAGUGUUUGAAUACUGUAGUGUUUGGAUACUGUAGUGCUUGGAUACUGUAGUAUUUGAAUACUUCAGGGUUCGGAUACUGUAGUGUUUGUAUACUGCAAAGUCGGCCUUUGGGAUACUGCAGAGUUUGGAUACUGUAAUAUUAAGAGUGUGUUUCAAAUGAAUAAAGCAUUUUGUCAAUUUUU